Messenger RNA from Lactuca virosa, 4102 nucleotides. NCBI's taxonomy places the organism in Eukaryota, Viridiplantae, Streptophyta, Magnoliopsida, Asterales, Asteraceae. The record is from the annotation of a GenBank genome assembly.
UGAUGAUGAUCAUCCCGAUUUCUUCGUAAUCGUUUCUCAUAAACUUUUGCCCAACAAAGAUUUGAUUUUAUACGAUCGAUCGAUCCUUCAUUUCAAUGGCGUCUUCUUUAACUUCAUCCGUUCAUAAGAGCUUUAAGUAUGAUGUAUUUUUGAGUUUCAGGGGCGAAGAUACUCGUACAAACUUUGUUGAUCAUCUUUAUCAUGCUCUCCAGCAGAAAAGCAUUCAUAUUUACAAGGACGAUGAGAAAAUCAAAAAAGGGAAAAAGAUCAGUGAUGAGCUCAUCGGAUCUAUUGAAGACUCAAAAUUCUACAUCAUUGUUUUCUCAAAGAACUAUGCCUCUUCAUCUUGGUGCUUGGAUGAGCUUGUGAAGAUAAUGGAGUGCCACAGGACGACAACAGAGCACACUGCUUACCCUGUCUUCUAUGAUGUGGAACCCUCUGAAGUCAGAAAACAAAGUGGGGCAGUUGGAGAAGCAUUUGCCAAGUACGAAAUGGAAGAGGCUGCUGAGACAUGGAAGGUGGCUCUGAAAGAAGCAGCGGAUCUCUCUGGAUGGGAGUUGAAGAAGACUGCUGAUGGGCAUGAAGCUAAAGUUAUCCAAAGAAUAGUUGAAGAGAUUUCACUAGAGUUACGUUCAAUCAGUCUCAACAUUGAUGGAAAGUUGGUAGGAAUGGAGACCCGGAUCAAAAAUCUUGUACCAUCUUUAGGAAUUGGCUGUGAUAAUGUCCACAUGAUCGGGAUCAAGGGGAUGGGAGGUGGUGGAAAGACAACUUUAGCAAGAGCUCUUUUUGAUAGAAUAUCCCUUCAGUUCGAAGGUAAAAGCUUCGCAGAAAAUGUCAGGGAAAAUGCUUCUUUGUUCGGUUUAAAGUCGUUGCAAAAGCAAAUCCUUUCAGAUGUAUUAAAUGAAGACAUACGUGUAAGUAGUGUUUAUGACGGGAAAGACAUGAUGAAGAGGAGACUGCCUCACACAAAGGUUCUUGUUGUUCUAGAUGAUGUGGAUCACAUAGACCAACUUGAGGCUUUAGCAGGUGAGCCUAACUGGUUUAAGCCUGGGAGUAGAAUUAUCAUUACAACAAGAGAUGAGCAAGUGCUCAUAGCACAUGGAGUGAAGUUCAUUCAUGAUGUCAAUCUGCUAUCCGAUAAGGAAGCAAUUUGCCUCUUUAGUAGGCAUGCGUUUGGGAGAGAUAUUCCAGUUCAAGGGUAUGAAGAGCUAUCAAGAAAAGUUGUACGUUACGCGGCUGGUCUUCCCUUGACGAUUAGGGUUUUGGGUUCGUUUCUUUGCGGAAAAGAUGAGCUUGAAUGGAUAGAUGCCAUAGAAAGACUAAAAACGAUCCCCGAAACAGAAACUUUAAAAAAAUUGGAAUUAAGUUAUACAUGUCUAGAGGAGGAUUACAAGGAAAUAUUCCUAGAUGUUGCAUGCAUCAUGAAAGGUUGGCAGAAAGAUAAAGCAAUCAAAGCGCUUGAAAGCUGUGGAUUUCGUGCUAGAAAUGGCUUAAAAGUUCUUCAGCAAAAAUCUCUUAUAACUAUUUAUAAGAACUUUGAUGAUCACAUAGGCAUGCAUGACCAUAUUGUAGAAAUGGGCAGGAAUAUUGUUCGUCGCAGGCACCCCGAUAAGCCUCAGAGACAUAGCCGAUUGUGGAUUGAAGAUGAAAUUGAAGAGAUAUUGGCUAAUGAUUUGGGUACUGAAGCAACAAGAUGUAUACAAUUCCACACUAUCAGAUUUAAUCCACAUAUUUUUAUAAAAGGUUUGAGAAAGAUGAAGGAGCUUAGAUUUCUUUCUAUUCGCGGAUAUUGUUCCAGUGAUUUGGAGUUUAGUACAGUUGUUCCAGACUUCCCAAAUGCUUUACGAUGUUUAGAUUGGACCAAUUACCCUUUUAGGUCUUUACGCACAACAUUUCAAGCAAAUAAUAUUGCUGCACUUAAGAUGGAUGGCAGCAGAAUUGUACAACUUUGGGAAGGGGGAGAAAGAAAGGCUCUCAACAAGCUCAGAUUCCUUGACCUCAGUAGUUCAUUGUUGAGUACGCUUGACAUUGGGCUGGCUCCAAAUCUUGAAGAGUUGGGUCUUUUUGAAUGCAAAUAUUUGGAAAAACUUCACUUACCUGAAAGAUGUCUAAAUCUAAAACGCUUACUACUCACUAAUUCAAAAUUGAGGACCCUUGAGAUUGGGCUGACUCCGAAUCUCGAGAAGUUAUAUCUUGAAAGGUCUUGUUGUUUGGAAGAACUUCACAUGGUCAACGAAUGUCAAAAACUAGCCGAACUCCGAAUUAGUCAUUCAAACUUGAGGACCUUUGACCUUGGGAUGACUCCAAAUCUCAAAAAGUUAGAUCUCAAAGAGUGUCGUAAAUUGAUAAACUAUUAUGCUGCUUGUAGUGUGGAUGAAUCACUUGAGGUUGGUCCUUUAGCCAAGUUGCAUCUGAUUGUAGAGUCUAUAGAAAGAUGCCAACUUCACCCUGAUAGUAACUUGCCAAAGUUUCAGUUUAGAUGUUUUUAUACAGAAGAUCGACCCUCAUUGACGAGAAAUCUUGAGAUGCUUUUUUCUGUAGGUAUGUGUGCUUGCACAAACCUCGAGACAUUUUCACGAAGCAUUUAUGGGUUACAACGUUUAAGAGAGCUUGAACUCAAAGGCAUUUUUCUAGAGGCGAUCAUGGACAUCGACCAGUUAGAAUCUCUCGAGGAGCUAAUAUUGUUGUCUACAAAGAUUAAACAUCUUCCGGAUAGCAUUUGCAUGUUGAAACACCUGAAAUAUCUCAAACUUUAUGAUUGUUCGCUGCUUGAGAAGUUACCAGAGGAUCUUGGCCAAUUAGAAUGUUUAAAGAAGCUACGUUUGACAGAUGUAAAGAUGAUUAAACAUCUUCCGGAUAGCAUUUGCAUGUUGAAACGCCUGAAAUAUCUCAACCUUUAUAAUUGUUCGCUGCUUGAGAGGUUACCAGAGGAUCUUGGCCAAUUAGAAUGUUUAGAGAAGCUACAUUUGACAGAUGCAAAGAUUAUUAAACAUCUUCCCGAUAGCAUUUGCAUGUUGAAACGCCUUAAAGAUCUUAGACUUUGUGGUUUGCUGCUUGAGAAGUUACCAGAGGAUAUUGGCCAAUUAGAAUGUUUAGAGGAGCUAAAUUUAAUGGGUUGUGAACGUUUACAAGAUAUCCCGAAUAGCAUUUGUGAGAUGAAACGCCUAAAAUAUUUCUUUCUUGACGAUUGUAUUCGAGUUAAGAAAUUGCCUGAGGAACUUGAACGUUUGGAAUGUUUAGAAGUGUUAUAUAUAGAUGGUACAAUCAUUAGUCAUCUUCCUCUGAGCAUUCUUUUGUUGAAUGAAGCUCUGGUGGGGCCCGGAAAAGACAACUCAAAUAGAACUAUUGUAAAAGCCAAAGUCAACGAUUAGAACUAGAAAGAGACAAGUACUGUACAUAAACACAACGUUUGUGUUACAUAUAGAUCUUUUCAUAUCAUUAUAUAUGUGGAGGAUAGAAAUAUCACUGAUUUCUAUCAGGCAGCUGCAUCUGGUCUGUUUUUGAUCAACAAUGAUGACAACUGGGAUGAAUAUUUAUUAAUUGAGAUUCAUUUGUUAUCUACGUAAGGGAAUGUAUUUCUUAUCUCAAGCCAUGUUACUUAGUUCUCAGCAACCUCUACUCAUAAUAUGGUCUCUAGAUAGGAUCUUGAUCUUUUACAAUUUCUAUAUAUGGAGCUGAGUGCCUCAUUACCGAAGUUCUGUGUAUUUUUCUUUAUUUUGGUCAGAUAUAACUUGAAAAGACUGUUAUAACCUGGUUCACCCUAAUCUCAUUCUAUUCUCAUGAUUUUCUCUCAUAAAAAAAUAAAUUAAUUAGUUUUGGAGUAAAGAAAUGCUGAGAAAUGGAUAUGACACACUCUGGUACAUUGCUAUAUCUAAGAUUUGUUCGAUAUUUAUGUAUGUAUGUAUUUUUGUAUAAAUGUAUAAAUGUAUGUAUGUUUCUGCAUUAUAUUACAAUUUGGAAAUGGUUGAUCUUUUAUCAUCCACAAUAUUAAUCUAUAUAUAUUCACCUUAAAAUGUGCAUGGAUACCUUUGAUGACAAGGUCGAGACUUUCCCAUUAUCAAGAGUUAUUUUAACUGCAAAAAAUUGAUAAUAAAUUCGUUCC